AUGCCCCCUAAACAUGUGGCCAUCGUGACCUGCAGCACGCGCUCUCCACGCCUAAAUCCCACAAUUACGCAGUACGUCUAUGACGUCCUCGCCCACGACCCAACGAUCCCCACGAAAAAAGUCUCCGACGACACAGAAGACACAGACCCGCGGCACAUAACACUCUCAAUUCUGGACCUGGCCAAACAGAAUCUUCCCUUGUACGACGAAUCCGUCAUCCCUGCAAGCCUGCCCGCUUCCGAUCCGACGCCACAUUACACAAGGGGACAUACCAAGGCGUGGUCCGCUGUUGUGCAGCAGUACGACGGGUUCAUAUUCGUGACACCUCAAUAUAAUUGGAGUAUUCCGGCGAGUUUGAAGAAUGCGAUUGAUUAUCUUUUCUAUGAGUGGAAGGGGAAGCCGGCGGGGAUUGUUACAUAUGGGUCGCGUGGUGGUGGGAAAGCGGCGGACCAUUUGAGAGGUAUUUUGACGGGUUUGAGGAUGAGGGUUGUUGGAACAGCACCGGGGCUUGUUGUUAGAUAUACUGGAUUACCUGUUGGUGCACUAUCUGAGGAGGAUCAGAGGGUUGAUCUUGACGAGAAGGAUUUAGCAGGGUGGAAGGACGCUGGCGUGGAGGGGAUGAUGAGAAAUUUAGGGAUGGAGCUCGUUUGUGAAUUGGAUAAGGAGUGA
Penicillium atrosanguineum is the source of this 669-nucleotide messenger RNA. Its product is annotated as NADPH-dependent FMN reductase. Gene Ontology annotation, molecular function: FMN binding; oxidoreductase activity. The transcript has a single exon. NCBI's taxonomy places the organism in Eukaryota, Fungi, Ascomycota, Eurotiomycetes, Eurotiales, Aspergillaceae. Bases 1 to 669 code for a protein of 222 amino acids. Gene Ontology annotation, cellular component: cytosol. The record is from RefSeq and is a predicted model, not a curated record.